AUGCACUAUCAGUGCCGGUAUUGUGAAAGUGAAGCAUUGUUGCUUUUGCUGCUGCUGCUGCUGCUGCUGCUGCUGCUGCCGCUCGACCAGACUCGCAGGCUUGCGCGUGUCCUGCUUGAGCUCAGUCUUCGAGGUUGGCUGUUCUGUGGCAUCUUGGCUCAAAAACUGACGCUGCCCAAAGGUGUUCUGGCCUUUUUGAGUCUGGCCGCAUCAGCCCUCCUAGUUUUGGGGAUAACAUCUCCUGUGGAGGAGGCCUGGAAGAGCUGCCAAGAGGAGUGUAAUGGAUCGUCUUCAUGUUACGAGUCGACUGCCAUGGGCUCACGUGCUUGCAUCGGCGACAGCCGCAAGUGCUGGGAAAGAUACGGAUGUUCCCUGCACAGCUGUCCAAAGUGUGCUUUGCUCUGGGAAGAAGAGCAGAAGGCACAUGAAAGCCUUGCCGCUUGCAAGAGCCGCUGCAGGAUUAGCCCAGACCUGCCCCUGCGUGGCAGACAGCUUUCUCUUUCACUUAGCUUCCUGGCCGUGGUCAGCUGCCUUCAUUUUGAAGGAGCUCCAAAGGGCAGCGAAGGCAGGGAAGGGCGGAAAGUUGGCUGUUGUGGCGGCUGCGGAGAUUCUCCGAGGGCCUGGGUGUGGCUAGGAAGCUGUGCCCUGGUCCCGAGCAUGCUCUUUUUGCUGGCCUACUUGUUCCUACUACACCCAAAGUGUCCAGAAGUGUGGGAAGAGAAGGCCAAGUCCGAUUGUCAAUUCGUCCUCGACUUUGCCUUCGCACGUUUUUCGAUGCCUAUACCCCGAGGCUUGUUGCUUUUCAGCUUUGCAGUGCCGACCGUCGCUGCAUGCUGCUGCCUGGCCCGGGCACGUUUCCUCCUGUUUGAAAGCAAAGACGGGGGGGCGAACAUGGAUCUGGCCUUCCGCCCGCUGAUGGCCAGUAUCGCUGCAAGGUUCUUCCAGAAGCACCACGAGUCUCUCCUGGCGGAGAUGUUCCUUCAGUUCCGGAAGUCUGUCGAGAUCCAAAUCGAAGAACGAAAGGUCGAGGAGGCGAAGAGGCAGCACGAGGAAGACCGGCGCAAGAUGGAGCAGCGGCACAAUGACCGGCGGGCGAAGUUCAUUGCGCAGUCGGUGCAAGGGAAAGAGCGGAUGAUGCUGCUGUCCAUUGUGAAGCGCUGUCUCGUGGCGUGGUCGCAGCAGGUGGUGGAGAGUCAGAUGGAGCUCAUGCGCAGCGAAGCACAAGAGAAGCACUCCACGGAGAUGAACGAAGUGAAGUCGCAGCUCCGCGACCAUUCGAAGAAGAACGGUGUCUACGCUGCACUCAGCCCUGGCCUCAAGUUUGCUUUUCCCUGCGUAGCUCCCAAUGCCCAGGGAUCGAAGCGUCUAGGUGUUUACAUUAAAGCUAUGACCGUCAUGUGCAUAUGCAGCGGCGUCUACAUCCGACGCCUGGCUAUAGGCAUGACGGAUGUGCGAUGCGAGAGAACGGCCGCCUCGGCAGCCGCCGCGGCCUCCGGCAGCUCCCUGUUGUACCUGGCAGUUUCUGGCGACUUUGCCGGUCGCCUGAUUGGCAAAAAGGGUCAAAACGUCCAGGAGUUGCAGGCCCGCACUGGCGCUCGACUCCAGCUGUCGGACUUGGGCAGCGACGAAACGCUUGUGGAAGUAAGCGGACCUUGCCAAUGCGUUGAUGAUGCUUGUUUCUUGUUUUUGGAUGACCUUGCACGCAUCCAGAAGCUUCGCGUCGCAGGCACCAAAAUUGGCCUUGCGUCUGCCAAUGUGCAGCUUGCGGUGCUGAUUCUCGAGGAUUUGUCAGACUGGGUCAAUUCCGAUCUGCGGAAGCAAGUGGAAACAGCUUCCGAUGAGACUACCUUGGCUUCGGAGGAGAAAGGAGGCCACGAGGCGGAGGCGGAGGCCUCCGGCGAGUCACUGCAAGCACCAACGCGCACGGUCGACAUGGAGCUCUUGGGCUAUGCCGAGGUCAGCGGACGGCGCUUUCGCAAGCUCUUGCUUUCGGGCCAUCCACGUCGAGUGGGCUCUGUCGUGCACACUGUGAGAUGCCGAAUUCGGCGCUACUCCCGCUGGGCAGACGUGAAGGUGCGAGAGCCACCAGCUGUACCCCUCAUGCUCUUGGAGUCCGAUCCGCCGGAUGACUUCGUGUCAACCGAGAACUUUCUCCUUGGCUUGCCGAAAGGAUGCGAGUCCACGCUCUCCGAGACCUAUAAGGAUCUGCUCUUUCAGAUCCAGGAGGACUCGGGGGCCAGCGCUCGAGUGCGAGCUGACGGCCCGGGCCCAGGUUGCUUGGAGAUUGCUGGCUGCUGCUUUUCCAAGCUCGCGGCGGCGGUCGAAGUUUCGGCACUUCUGGUCCAACUCUCAUGCGAAGACUCCGGCGAUGGUUCUCUGCAAGUUUGGCUUCGAACUGACGGGCCUUGUGCCCUGACCAGCGAUGCGAUCUCUGCUGCUUCUUCUUCCAGAGGCGUGCGUGCGGUCGUAGGACAAAAGACGCUUAAAUUUGGUGCAAGCUUCUCUCGGAGUGUCCAGCUCCAUGGACAGCUUGCUCCUCUUUGCGCAGUGGCUCGGGCGCUUGCGCUUGAAAGCGAGCGGAAGGCUUGGGCCUACGUGCGUAAACAUGGGCAGCCCAGUUUGCUGGUGGACUACCUCUCCAGGUGGUUUGGGCGGGAGGCCGGUCGCAUGCUCCGAGAGCGAUCUCAACAUGCAAGUGCUUCCCGAAAAGUUCACGCAGCUGAGCCUGGUGAGGAUGGUGCGACUGCAAGUAAGAAGCAGAAAUCCACUGCAAAAAGUUCGUCUGCAGUUCUUCCAGUCAUGGGUCCACACCUGCCGGAUCUCGACGCCAGCGACGCGAUGCAGGAAGAACCGCAGAAGAACGACGACGAUGACGAUGAAGAGGAGGAGUUGGUUGUGCUGCCUUCUGCCUCUCUUCUUCCAUUGAAUCUGGCAGAGGAGACCUCAGAACCCUGGGAGGAGACGGUCCCGGUCCUCCCUGAGCCUCCCACACCCCCGGAGCCUCUGCUUCCCGAGAUCAAGGAGGCCCCGCCAGCUCCGGAAGCUCCGGCGCCCGAGCCGCAGGCUCUUUUGGACACGGACUCUGACAGCGACUACCGACCCGGUCCGAGCGAGGACCCUCUCUGGCACAGGCGACAGGAACUCCUCAAGAAGCUCAACCAGCUGGGCUAA
This is a messenger RNA of Symbiodinium necroappetens, 3171 nucleotides long. The record is from the annotation of a GenBank genome assembly. Lineage: Eukaryota; Dinophyceae; Suessiales; Symbiodiniaceae.